AUGGUAAUGGCUUUUUCUUCAUUGUGGGUUCUGUUGCUUUUGUUGAGUUUCACAAGAUCUGGUUUUGUUCUUUUAUGGUCCUGCUCCUAGUGUGUAAUGUACUGAGUUUUGGGUUUCUCUUUGGGUAUCUUUCUUUGCUGUUGUUGUUUCAGUGAUUUGGAAUUUGGGGAAAGAAGGGAAAAGAAGAACUAUGGAAGCUAAAAUGAUUUUCAUGGUUACUAGUUUGGUAGUCUUGUUGAGUUCUUCAUCUACAAAUGGUAAGAGUCCUCCAUCUCCGGUACUCCCCCUGACGUCGGUACCGGCUCCGGCACCGGCGCCAGAUUAUGUCAACCUCACCGAUCUAUUAACUGUAGCUGGACCAUUCUCCAAAUUCCUCAGCUUACUUGAAUCAACCAAUGUGAUCAAAACAUUCCAAGAUCAAGCCAACAACACUGAACAGGGAAUAACUAUCUUUGUACCUAAGGAUUCAGCCUUCUCAUCUCUUAAAAAGCCUUCUCUAUCCAAUCUGACCCAAGAUCAGAAAAAAUCACUAGCCCUUUUCCAUGGUUUGUCCCAAUACUACACUCUAGCUGCAUUCACUAACCUGAGCCAAUCAAGCCCUGUAACUACAAUGGCAGGAGGACAGUUCACUUUGAAUUUCACAGAUAUCUCAGGAACAGCUCUACUUAGCUCAGGAUGGACUGAUACCAAGGUGAGCAGCAGUGUACAUUCUACAAACCCUGUUGCAGUGUAUCAGGUUGACAAGGUUCUCCUUCCUGAAGCAAUCUUUGGUGUAGCCCCUCCCCAAGCCCCAGCUCCUGCUCCUACUCCU
Macadamia integrifolia is the source of this 811-nucleotide messenger RNA. Its product is annotated as fasciclin-like arabinogalactan protein 7. NCBI's taxonomy places the organism in Eukaryota, Viridiplantae, Streptophyta, Magnoliopsida, Proteales, Proteaceae. The record is from RefSeq and is a predicted model, not a curated record.